AUGCUCGAGUUCAGCCAGGAAGACCCCCGCCCCGGCGAGGCCAUGCCCGCCCUCUGCAAAAUCUACCAGAAGCGUCGUGCUGGCCGGUCCGCCUCCAAACCCAUUUCGUCUGGGUCGUCGUCGAUGUCCGGAUCCAAGAGGAAGGCGGCGGCCGCGGGCGAGCGCUCCGGCGUGAGGCGAUGCCUGCAGUUCCGUCCGUCUCCUGCCGCAGCAAAUCCGCCCACCGUGGUUGCUACAUCUGAUAUUCAAGAAGCGUUCUUGCUUCCAGUCGAGCGGCCGCAGGCAGAGCAAGAACCGCAAGAACCGCCGGUACGCAGAGCACCCACAGCCACAACGCUGAUUCCCAGCUUCUCCCUGACCUUCGACCGCACCGCCUUCCUCCGCCCCGCCCAAGAUUCGCCCACGCCAGCGAAUUCGGACCUGAGCGACACGUCGACGGCACUACUGGGCAAUCACGAGCUCGUCUCACCAGCCACCUCCGAGCUGACCUGCUACAAUGCCACGACACCCUCGAGCGAUAUCACCGGCGCUUGGGCCUUCCAGCCGUCCGCCCUGACCUCCUCCAAUGGCACCACCUUCCUCCUCCCUGGCCAAGAUUGGGCCACGCCAGAGUCGUCACAAGUCAGUGAGGCAUCGACGCUGGAGAGCUACAGCUGCUUCUCGCCCGACCACUCCACAUCCAGGCCCACCAAUCCGCCGAUCAGCAACGGCACCGGCUAUUGCUGGUCUUUCCCGCAGUCCAGCCAGCUAUCAGCAAUUUUUGGUGCCUGAUCGAAUGCUUUGAUACGCUUCCAUGUUAGGCUGAGAGGAGUGUGGGUCUGCCUCCUUUAGUUUGUAGGGAUUUUUUGUUCUUGGUAGACUUGUUCAGCAGCAACUCUGCUUUCUGUUGGAACUUGGAACCGAGGCUUGGUUCAGUUAACCGACAUCUUAGCGGUCCUCUGGUGAUGUAACUGGGAUGCACAGCACACGUAGUUGUGGAUCCUUCAUUGUGCACUCUUCCUGUAGCCUUUUCCAUAUGAUUUUGUGUCUGCUGUGCCUAAUUUUUCUGAUAUUGUGAUCGGAUUCAGUGAUCAUUUUUUUGUUUUGCUUUUGGCCCAGUGAAGAGUAAAUUAGGCUUUGGUUUCUUGUAGGAUUUUCAAGUGAAGAGUGAGUGAUUAUC
Triticum dicoccoides is the source of this 1159-nucleotide messenger RNA. RefSeq lists its product as uncharacterized. The record is from RefSeq and is a predicted model, not a curated record. Bases 1 to 771 code for a protein of 256 amino acids. The transcript has a single exon. NCBI's taxonomy places the organism in Eukaryota, Viridiplantae, Streptophyta, Magnoliopsida, Poales, Poaceae.